CCAUGGUGCCCUGUGCCCAGGAAGUGCCCAGUCCAGUGCUGACGCUAUUGAUGACCUUCUUCGACCCUCUGCAAGACACUGAGGGCCGGGCAUCGUUGCCCUUGCCGCGACCGGACGUGCCGUGCUGCCCCUGCGCCCGCUCCACCACGCCGUCAUGCCCCAUGGCCAAGGCGGGCGCUCCUCGGUCAGCGGCAUCGUGGCCACCGUGUUUGGCGCCACCGGAUUCCUGGGCCGUUACGUGGUCAACCACCUGGGCCGCAUGGGCUCUCAAGUCAUCAUCCCGUACCGGUGCGAGCCGUACGACAUCAUGCACCUGCGGCCCAUGGGGGACUUGGGCCAGCUCCUCUUCAUGGAGUGGAACGCGCGGGACAAAGAAUCCAUCCGGAGAGCCCUGGCACACAGCAAUGUUGUCAUCAACCUCGUUGGGCGGGACUGGGAGACCAAGAACUUUGAUUUCGAUGACGUCUUCGUGAAAAUACCCCAGUCCAUCGCGCAGCUGGCUAAGGAGGAGGGCGUGGAGAAGUUCAUACACGUGUCCCAUCUUAACGCCGACAUAAAAAGUUCAUCCAGAUACUUGAGGAAUAAGGCUGUGGGAGAGAACGUCGUGCGGGAGGCAUUCCCAGACGCAGUGAUCUUGAAGCCCAGUGAUAUCUUUGGCAGAGAAGACCGUUUCCUCAAUUACUUUGCAAACAACCGCUGGUUUGGAGGAAUCCCACUCGUGUCCCUGGGCAAGAGAACAGUGAAGCAACCUGUGUAUGUUGUGGACGUGUCCAAGGCCAUCAUCAACGCGAUCAAGGAUCCCAACACUCAAGGGAAGACCUUUGUCGUAGCAGGACCCAACAGGUACCAGCUGUUCGACCUAGUGCAGUAUGUCUUCGCCGUGGCACACCGCACCUUCCUGCCCUACCCCAUGCCUCGCUUCGCCUACCGCUGGGUGGCCAAGCUGUUUGAGAUGAGUCCGUUCGAGCCCUGGACCACGAGGGACAAAGUGGAGCGGAUCCACAUCUCGGACCGGAAGCUUCCUGACCUACCAGGGCUGGAAGACCUGGGGAUCCAGGCGACUCCCCUGGAGCUGAAGGCCAUUGAAGUUCUGCGGCGACACCGCACCUACCGCUGGCUGUCGGCCGAACUGGAGGACGCUAAGCCAGCCAGGACCGUGAACACCUAACCACCACCGUCCCACCCCCGCGCCCAGAGCCCCCAGGCUCCUACCAUUAAAACUCUGUUAAAACAUCUAUGCUAGAUUUCCACUGCAGCCUCGUUUCUCUCCCCUGACCCCCUGCCCAAUCCCUGCUGGGUAGCUCUCCGGAGAGAUGUUGCUAGGCUGGGCCCCAGAAAUUCACCGAUCAUCCAUCCAUCGAUCAAUCAAUAAAUGGAAUGUACCAAGCA
Tachyglossus aculeatus (Australian echidna) is the source of this 1389-nucleotide messenger RNA. RefSeq names its product NADH:ubiquinone oxidoreductase subunit A9 (gene NDUFA9). The transcript is spliced from 11 exons. Gene Ontology annotation, molecular function: protein-containing complex binding. The coding region runs from base 155 to 1168 and encodes 337 amino acids. NCBI's taxonomy places the organism in Eukaryota, Metazoa, Chordata, Mammalia, Monotremata, Tachyglossidae. Gene Ontology annotation, cellular component: mitochondrion. The record is from RefSeq and is a predicted model, not a curated record.